AUACAAUAAUGUUUCAGUCCAAAUGAGAGGUCGUCUCACCCUUCGUGGGCUCAGGUUGAAACUCUGGUUGAGUUUAUGGAAAGAAACACUGGCAUGGCGAAGGGUUUCUUGAGAACACAAAAUGCCAGAGAGCGAAGUCGACGCCAGUGGGAGACUUAGCCGUGCGCUUAAAUAGUAUAGGUGGCACCAUCAAAACCUACAAACAGUGGACCAAGGUUAACAGUGUUUUUUUUGCAUGUUAGAACUGUGGUGUGGUCUAUGAUCACGUAGUGAUUAGUCAGUAUUGAUAAUGUUAAGAUAAGUAGACGAUAGGAAUGCCUCGUACAGAAUAAGAUAUUUAAUAAGAUAGUAAUUAGUUAAGAUAAGCACGUAGCUUUUCCUUUGUAUAAAUAGCGUAGUAUAUUCAAUAAAGGGGGCACUUCUUAGUAGGUAUUGGUUGCCUUGACUAUACCUAGACAUGUAGUUCUGUUGUUUUAUUAACACGUUUACCCUCAUCAGCACCUAAGGACCCUGCCUGUCGGAAGGUUGGCAAGCCCAACAUCAUAGAACCACUUAACAUUCCCAGCCGAUAGUCUUAGUUUCAAAUUAAGGCUGAGCAGUUUGUUAAGGACAGUAUAAUUCUUCUUGACAUGAUCCUGAAACAUCCAGUAAUAACCACCAAAGCUACGAACGCAACCAAUAAUAAACUAAAAGAAGAAGCAUGGAAGGCAAUUGCACAGGAGUUCAGUGCUGUUACGGGAGAUAUGCAGCGUCCUGAGCAAAUUCGACUCAAGUGGGAAAAUUUGAAGAAGUUUGCAAGGAAGCGUAGUGCUUUCAUAAGACAAAAUAACCUUAAGAAUGGAGGAGGGAAGUCUUAUAUACCUCCUGAUGAAGUUUUGGACCGAGUAGCAUCAAUUUUAGGUACUAAAUGCAAUGGCUUCCCUGCGGAGUUUGGUGGUGAUUCGGAUGAAGCUAUUGCUAGCAGAGCCUCUGAAGCAAUCAUAGAAGUUUUUGACUUCCCACCAUUUCCAGAAGUAGCUCAGGGCAGUAGCGCUGUAGUAACGGGUGGUGAUUGUGGUGGUGAUAACGGCGGUGGUAGUUACACACCAAACAACUACAUUUUUAACACUCCAAAAAGUGCCAUGAAUAAACGGAGGAAGCUCUCUGAAGAAGUACAGAGAGCUCAGAGAGACAAAGAUCUGGGGUUGGCAGCUUACCACGUUGUUUUUGUUAAAAUAAGGAUACAGGCGGAGCUACAUUACAGCACAAAAACGACGCUUGGAUUCGUGUUACGUCCGAAUAUAAUGCUAGCCCUCUCACUACAAAACAGGCAACAGUUAAAGAAGUACUGCGCACCCACAAGGGUUAACACAAAGCAGCGUCAAAGGGAGGCCUUGACGAAAGAACGCCAACAUAGGCUAGCUACUGGAGGAGGGCCAUCUAUCAGCGAUGCUGUCGUUGACCCUGAUGUGUCCAUGGUGGCCCCAGCUCUGAUUGUUGGAAUCGACAAUGCUAUUGAUUCCGAUUUAGUUGAAGAGUCUUCGCAGUCACAAAUACCAGACGCCGUAGAAAUAGAGCAUUAUGUUUUAGACGAUGUUUCGCAGACAUCCGUCAUUUCCCACGAUCAAGCCACCGAAGAUCACAUUGUACUGCCUGAUUCACCAAUCCCUUCCACAUCCCAAAUGUCCCAACCCUUUAUCACAACCAUCCCAUCAGCAAGAAAGUCACCUGCACGUUCUAACACUAGAACAGGUUUAAAAAAUAGUGUGAUAGAGCAGGAGUACAAGGAUAGACCUGUGCGGGCCACAGAAAAACACAAUAUAGAGAUGCAGAUUUUGAAAGAACAGCUAAGGGAAGCCAAAGCAAAGGCAGACUUAGCUGAACUUAUUUUAAAAGAAAAACAAUUCAACAGGUUAGUUGGAUAAAAAUUAUGUUUUUUUUUACAUUU
Messenger RNA from Helicoverpa zea (corn earworm), 1927 nucleotides. RefSeq lists its product as uncharacterized. The record is from RefSeq and is a predicted model, not a curated record. NCBI's taxonomy places the organism in Eukaryota, Metazoa, Arthropoda, Insecta, Lepidoptera, Noctuidae. The transcript is spliced from 7 exons. Bases 630 to 1904 code for a protein of 424 amino acids.